Molecule: messenger RNA, 4873 nt
Organism: Diprion similis
Lineage: Eukaryota; Metazoa; Arthropoda; Insecta; Hymenoptera; Diprionidae
Product: ATP-binding cassette sub-family C member 5-like
Exons: 23
Coding region: 16-4221 (1401 amino acids)
Biological process (GO): transmembrane transport
Cellular component (GO): membrane
Molecular function (GO): ABC-type transporter activity; ATP binding; ATP hydrolysis activity
Source: RefSeq, a predicted model, not a curated record
GCAGACGUUGUAAUUAUGCGAAAACCCGAACCAGCUGCAGAUUUGAAAAACAGUGAAAAUGUUGGGAACGGAAAUCAGGAUACCAUAGAAAAGGACGUUGGAUCAAAGAACAUGGAUGGAAACGAGCAGAUUCCUCGAUCAUUCGAUCAGGAUAGCGAUAUGGGCGAACUCACCUAUUCACGAAAGAAAGCGAUCGACCGAUACAAUAAUUCCUUGAGAAAUCUCAUCCCGGUUCGCAAAAAGGGGAAGGAGAUAGGUACGAUGCCCAUAGACAGCGCUGGACUUUUUUCAUUUAUCAGUUUUUCAUGGGUGUCGACAUACAUGUAUAAAGCAUUUCGAACUGGAAUAAAAAUGAAAGAAUUACCAGCUGUAUCACCUUACGAUGACUGCAAUUACAACGCGGACAGAUUAGAACGCCUGUGGAAAGACGAAUUACUUAGAAAAGGACCAGCAGAAGCUUCAUUUGGCAGAGUAGCCUGGAGGUUCUUUCGUACAAGAUUUUUUGCCUCAUGCAUCGUUUACACAACCUGUCUCAUUCUCGGUUUCAUCAACCCUACUGUAUUAGCACGGAAGCUACUUGAGUAUGUGGAAUCCGAAGGUGAACCCUACGCAGAGGGUGUUAAGUGGGCGUUACUACUUACCCUCUCCGAAUUGUUGCGAGCAUUGUUGUUCAGUUGGGCAUGGGCCCUGAAUUACAGAACAGCUUUGCGGUUGAGAUCUGCAUGUUUUAAUUUGCUGUACAGAAAAAUUUCCCGAGUCAAUAAUUUGGGAAAUAAAAGCAUCGGAGAAAUUAUUAACAUGUUUUCCAACGAUGACCAGAGAAUAUUCGAUAUGGUUAUCUAUGGGUCAUUGAUCAUUGCAGGACCAAUAACAACACUGUAUGCAGCAUUUUACAUAUUUUGGCUCCUCGGGCCCAUGGCACUUGUCGGAAUGAUAGCCUUCGUCUUCUUCUAUCCUAUUCAGUUUAUGAUAUCUCGUCUAUACGGAUAUUUCCAAUCUGAAGUAGUAAAGAUUUCUGACAUGAGAAUUAGACUCAUGAAUGAGAUCCUGGAUUACAUUAAAUUAAUAAAAAUGUAUGCGUGGGAGCAAAGUUUUAGUCAAGACCUUCUGGAUAUUAGAAAAAAGGAACGACACGUUCUUCUAAAGACUUCUUACUGCCAAAGCUUAAGUGUUUCUGUGGCACCUACCAUACCGGUUAUUUCUACAGUCACGACCGUACUCGCUCAUAUUUCUACAGGAAAUAAUUUAACAGCGUCGCAGGUAUUCUCCUAUGUAUCUCUUCUAGACUCCCGCUUUGCUUUUUCACUGACCCUUUUCCAAUAUGGCAUUGAAGCUAUGGUCUCAGCUAAAAUUUCGUUCGACAGAAUGAAGAGUGUAUUACUCUUGGAAGACAGUGGUUGCACCAUUACAAAACCAAUUUUUAAAUCUCAAGCUGUUGCGAUUAAUCAUGGAACGUUUGCUUGCAACACAUUUGAUAACCGGACGAAAGAAGAAUCUGAAACUGCUGAGAAAGUAAGGAAGAGUAAAACUUCAAAUUUAGGGGACCAAAGUGAAAAGGAAAAACUCAAUAAGCCUACGAAGAGUACUGAAUAUACUGAACUUCUUUUUGAUGUAACUUUUGAGGCACCGAAGGGCAAAUUAAUUGGAAUCUGUGGACACGUAGGUAGCGGAAAGUCGAGUUUGCUGCUUGCAGCUUUGGGCCAGCUUCGAAUAAACGAAGGUCAGGUGAUGAGAGAUGGUUCCUGCGCCUACGUCAGUCAACAAGCUUGGAUAACCAACGCUUCAUUGAGAGAUAACAUAUUAUUUGGUCUCCAGUUUGACAAUGCCCGGUAUUAUAAGGCAAUUUUUGCAUCCAACUUGACCCAGGACAUCAACAUGAUGUCAGGAGGUGAUCAGGCAGAAAUUGGAGAAAACGGAGUCAAUCUAUCGGGUGGCCAAAAGCAAAGAGUCGCACUGGCUAGAGCGCUAUAUGCGAAUCGAGAUAUUUACUUUUUGGAUGAUCCAUUGAGUGCUGUUGACGCACGAGUUGGAUCUUUCAUUUUUGAUAACUAUAUACUGGGAGCCCUCCGUGGAAAAACUGUACUCUUUGUAACUCAUCAAAUUCACUACUUGAAUCGUUGUGACGACAUUUACAUGAUGGGUGAAGGUAGAAUCAUCGAACAUGGUACUCAUAACGAGUUGAUGAAACUGGGAAACGAAUACGCGUUAAUGGUUGCAGCUAUUUCAGCCGAAAGUAAGACCGAAGAACCGGAUCUUGCAGAUGAGAAAAUUGAAGUACUUCCGCAAUCGGUGAAUAAAACCUCAUCCCACGAGGACAAUAUAAAUCGUAUUGCAAAGGACAGCUCCCACGUUAGUGCUGAUAAUAUCGACAAUAUUGGAGCUCCUGAUACAGGAUUAACUGUGGCCGAAGAUCUUCAACAAGGAACUAUAAAAGCACAUACGUAUCAUUCAUACAUCGUAGCAGCAGGUGGCUACUUCUUUUCCUUUAUUGUAAUUCUAACGUUUUUUGUGAGCGUCGGAAGCAAUGCGUUCAGUUCUUGGUGGCUCGCAACGUGGUUAAGAGCUGGUUCAGGUAACACAUCCAUCGCGUUAAACAAUCGAACGAUUAUUUCUCCAAGCAUACAUGAUAAUCCUAAUUUUGAGUAUUAUCGAAUCGUCUAUGCUGGUACGGUUGGAGUGAUAGUGUUGUCCAGUUUGCUGCGAAGUUUAGCAUUCACAAAAGCAACGAUAACAGCUUCCACCAACUUGCACAACAAUUUGUUUAAAAAAAUAAUCAGAUGUCCGAUGAGAUUUUUCGACACUACUCCCAGCGGAAGGAUACAACACUUGUUCAGCAGAGACAUGGACGAAGUGGACAGCAAACUGCCAUUGAGCGUUACGAGCAUCUUGCAAUACACCUUCAUACUGUUCUUUGCCAUGGUGGUCAUCUGCAUAGUAUUUCCAUGGUUUAUAGUGCCUUUGAUUAUACUUAGCACCGUCUACUAUUUCCUCAGUAAAAUAUUCAGAGUUGCUGGUCGAGACCUGAGGCGCAUGGAAAAUAAAUCUCGUGCUCCAGUUUUCAGCUACGUUACUGCCACGGUCCAAGGACUCAGUACAAUACACGCCUUUGGAAAAGAGCGUGAUUUUAGAGCAAAAUUUUCCGAAAUAUUUGAUGAAAACAGCAAGUGCCUCUUCAUGUGCUGCGUAGCCAUGAGAUGGUUGGCAGUGCGAAUGGACUCAUUAUCAGUUUUGAUAACUGGUAUAACUGCCUGUUUCGUAAUCGCAUUAAAAAACACAGUUCCAGCGCCUCUAGCUGGGCUGGCUCUUUCGUAUUCAGCGCACAUUGCAGGUGUCUUCCAAUAUACUAUAAGAUUAGUAUCAGAAACGGAAGUUAGAUUUAUUAGCGUGGAGAGAAUAAAUCAUUAUGUCAGGACACUCGUGACCGAAGGCAGUGCCAAUCAACCAAGUGUAGAACCACCCGCCACUUGGCCAUCAGCAGCAGUCAUAAAGUUCCAAAAUAUCAGCAUGGCUUAUGGAGAAGGUGCUCCACUUAUUUUGAAGAAUGUCUCAUUCACUGUUAACUCAGGAGAAAAGAUCGGUAUUGUAGGCAGAACAGGAUCGGGAAAAAGUUCCCUUACCGUUGCUCUAUUCAGGCUGGUUGAACUGGCAAAAGGAAAGAUAGAAAUAGAUGACGUAGAUAUAUCCAAAAUAAGUCUUGAACAUUUGAGAACGAAGCUGUCGAUUAUUCCUCAAGAUCCGACAUUGUUCAGUGGCACCAUACGGUCGAAUUUAGAUCCAUUUAAAGUGCACACAGAUGAAGAAAUUUGGUCAGCGUUAGAAAAAACCAAACUAAAGAACAGAGUUCAAUCCAUAAAUGGUCACCUUGAUGCAUCUGUUGGAUUCGGAGGGGAUAACUUGAGCGUUGGUGAAAGGCAAUUGCUUUGCUUGACAAGAGCAUUGCUUAGGGAUACGAAGAUACUAGUUCUGGACGAAGCGACUGCGGCUGUGGAUCCGGAAACUGAGUUAGCUGUACAGACUACAAUUCAGCAGGAAUUUUCUGAAUGUACGAUACUAACGAUAGCGCAUCGACUACAAACUGUUCUUUCACUUAACAGGGUGCUAAUUAUGAACGACGGGAAAGUACUUGAAUUUGACACACCUUCAAAUUUACUUAGCGAUGAGAGCUCUGAGUUUUCGAAGAUGAUAGCAGCUGCUGAGCGAGCUGUAAAUCGUUCAGAAUAAUCAUUUUGCAAAACAAUCAGUAGUUUACGCACUAUCAAAUUUAUAAGCUUUAGUAUUUAUUUUUAUAAUGAAUCCUCCGUGCAAUUUGUAACUAUAUAUUUAACUUAGAGAGUACUGCAUCAUACUGAUAGAUGCAAAACCAAUUAAUUCUAGCGAUCACAAGAGUAUCGCAAAUUUAACCGUCAAUAAUUAGUUUAAUUUCAAUAUUUCAUUGGCCAGAAGUUUCAGUUACAUUAAUUUAUAGAGAUAAACUGCGAUGGCAAAAAGACGUUAGAUAAUGUUAUAUAUGGGUACUUCUGUUUUGUUUUGUUUACUUUGUAGAGUAAUUUUAUGUAUGCAUACUUUCUACCUGGCAUUUUGCGAACUGAAUAGCAACUAUGUACUUAUUUGGAAAUUAUUUGUACGUAUUACAAUGAAAUAGGAGGGACGCAAAUGUCUCUGUAAGAAAAACUAACAGUGUGGUAUACCUACCAUCUAACUAAUUUGUAUACAAAUCUAGCAGAUGUGAUAAUUGCAACUAGAGUUGAAUUAUGCGAAAAUCCCAUCCAUCUUGACUGCAGCUAUUUAUAUUAAGUAAAGAAUGGCUUCUCUGAACUUGAGUUGGGAUCAUUUGAAAAGUCAAGGUACAUCUUUACCAUUCACACGUUGCAAA